AUGGUGAAUGUGAUGGUAGAAAGAGCGACGAGCGACAUGCUGAUCGGUCCCGAUUGGGCGAGAAACGCUGAGAUCUGUGAUAUCUGCAAUUACGACCCCAUGCAAGCAAAGGACAUCGUAAAAAGUAUAAAGAAGCGUAUUCGCAGAAGGAACGCGAAAGUGCAGCUUCUUGCCUUAACACUAUUGGAAACCAUUGUGAAGAACUGUGGGGAUAUUGUUCAUAUGCACGUUGCUCAAAAGGAAUUACCUCAUCAGAUGGUGAGAAUUGUGAAGAAGAAGAAGCCGGAUUUUCAUGUAAGAGAGAAAAUAUUGAUUCUAAUAGAUACCUGGCAAGAAGCUUUUGGCGGACCAAGAGCAAGAUAUCCUCAAUAUUUUGUAGCAUACCAGGAUUUGUUGCGUCUCGGGGUAGUUUUCCCUCAGAGAUCUGAAUCUUCGGCACCUGCUUUCGAGAAUCCACAAAAUAAUCGUAAUCCUGAAUCUGGACCAGGUCCAGCUGAGUCAUCUGCAGAAGCUGAAUUCCCUACAUUGAGCCUGACCGAAAUUCAAAAUGCACGUGGUAUUAUGGAUGUCCUUGCAGAUAUGUUGAAUGCUAUAGAUCCUGCUAACAACGAGGGAAUCAAGCAAGAUGUUGUUGUUGAUUUGGUCGAACAAUGUCGUACAUAUAAGCAUCGAGUGGUUCACCUCGUUAACUCCACCACGGAUGAGUCGCUGUUAAACGAAGGAUUAGCCCUAAAUGAUGACCUGCAACGAUUACUAGCUAAGCACGAAUCGAUUUCCUCGGGAGCUGCGCCUAUUCAAUCAGAGAAGUCAAACCUCAAAACUGAUCAUCAACCUUUGGUCAAUAUUGAUGCUCCCCUUAUUGACACGGGCGAUGAUCAACACUCGAAUAAAGGGUCCAAUGGUCAACUAACAACAACAACAACAACAAAAGCCGAUCAAAGCAUUGACCUUUUAAGUUGGGACGGUUUCAAUUCACCGACAGAAAAAAACUCUCUUGCACUGGUGCCAGCUGGCGAAAUCCAGCCUGGCAGCGGGUCCCAACACAACCCGCUCGAUUUAGUCGAUAUGUUUACACAGAGUGAUGACAACCUUAAUAAUGCUCAUCAAUCCUCGAAUUCAACUGGACAAGAAAGCUCCAAUCUUUCACCACCUACAAAUUUUCAGCCUCCACAAGAUUCUAAUCCCAAUGCACCUGAAUUUGAACAGCCGGUUUACGGUUCUCCUAGUACUAGCUCUCUUCCUCCACCUCCUUGGGAAGCUCAACUCGAUGAUCAUGAUCACGAGCAGGCCAUUAUUAGCCAACCUCAACCAAUCAGCAGCAGCGACUUGGCAGUGCAGAACAACAGCCAGCUGGCCACGGGCCCGCAUCAGCCCGAUGGCAUGUAUCCUCAACCUAUGCAAUCGGGUUACAUGUACACACAGGCCCAACAGAUGUAUGGCAACCAAAUGGGUGGAUAUGGAUAUGGGCCCACAUACGGAUAUGGUCAAAGUCAACCUCUGAACGGGCAGUUUCUCGAGCAGAAUUUGUCUGGACUAUCUGUUUCGGACAAUAGUAUGAUAAAGAGCUCGUCUUACCCGGUUUCAUAUGUGCCGUCCGGGAAGCCUUCGAAGCCUGAGGAUAAGCUGUUUGGGGACCUUGUCGAUAUGUCGAAAUUCAAGCCGGCUGCUGACAGGUCAGCGCCAGGUAGGACGGGGAGCAUGUGA
Striga hermonthica is the source of this 1704-nucleotide messenger RNA. NCBI's taxonomy places the organism in Eukaryota, Viridiplantae, Streptophyta, Magnoliopsida, Lamiales, Orobanchaceae. The record is from the annotation of a GenBank genome assembly.